Molecule: messenger RNA, 885 nt
Organism: Meyerozyma guilliermondii ATCC 6260
Lineage: Eukaryota; Fungi; Ascomycota; Pichiomycetes; Serinales; Debaryomycetaceae
Exons: 1
Coding region: 1-885 (294 amino acids)
Biological process (GO): lipid storage; lipid droplet organization; phospholipid biosynthetic process
Cellular component (GO): endoplasmic reticulum membrane
Source: RefSeq, a predicted model, not a curated record
AUGGCAAACACUGAAACGUAUAAUGCCCACUUUCAGUGGCUCCACUCGAUACCCAUGAGGCUAAAGCAGUACCGAGUGUCGUUGGCUGAAUUCCUGUUCCUAGUUUCGUUUCCUAUCAACUUUAUUGUUGGCAAAACCAUCCAUUGGUGUGGUCCCGAAGAAGAGGUGUACAACUACUACAACAACAAAAACAACGUGUUCAACCAAAUUUUCGUGAAAAGAGGAUGGUUCUGGACGACGGUGGUGUUGGUGGCUUUCUAUGGUGUUAUCUUCACAUCAACAACCCACUCCUACAUUAAAGACACUCCCUACUCUCAGAGAAUGCACUUGUUACGUCGCACAUUAAUGAGAUAUUUGGUGAUGACAGUGUGGUGGGUGUUGUUCACCCAGUGGUGUUUUGGGUUGCCACUCAUGGACAAGGUGUUUGUGUAUACGGGAGGUAAAUGUGCCAAUGUUCUGUCGGCAGCGGUUGCGGGAAUGGAAGCAUUCUUCACAGCCACUUCGUCGCCAGCGGUGUACGAGUCCAACAAAAUCACCUCAUAUAUGUGUCGCCGGCUAAAGGGAACGUGGCAGGGAGGUCAUGAUCCUUCAGGGCAUGUUUUCUUGCUUACUCAUCUGUCGCUCUAUCUCUUUCACGAAAUCUUACCGUACUGGGACUGGAGUCGAGCACAGGCCGCGGUGACGAAUUUCCGGUCGCACAACGGGCUGGUUCGCGAGCUUGUGUUGACGCUUCCUCAUUUGGUGGUGGCGCUGCUCAUUGGGUUGUGGUGGUUCAUGCUUUUGAUGACGAACAUCUACUUUCAUUCUGUGGGGGAAAAGUUUGUGGGGUUGAUGUUUGGAUUUGUGGCAGUAGCGGUGGUGUACUAUAUGCCGCGAUGGAGAUAG